AUGUUAGAAGCUCCACUCCCUUCGAUUUCCUCAUUCGCUCCAUUGGCCAAAUCCCUUCGUCCGGCUUCGACCGGAGUUCGUCGUGCUCCAGAAGUCGUCACCAUUCCAACACGAAAAGCCUAUCGUCCAGCGAAUCCUCCAAAAAGAAUUCCAAUGACUCUUCCACUUCUUCCACCACUUCAGCCUCUUCCACUUCCACAGUUCAUCCCAGUACCAGUUCCAGUUCUUCCUCCACAAGAUCUUCCAACUCUUCCAACUUUGGCUCCACACACUUUCCCAACAUUCACACCAAUUCCUGGAAUGCCAACGAUGCCAGGAUUGACAAUGCCACCAAGUUUUCAGCGCCUUCUCGGAAUUACUACGACUACAAUGAAACCAGCUGAGAAGACCGAAGAGACUGAAGAAUCUGAAUCAAGAUCAGGGUCUAGAGCUUAUAGUGCUCCAACGUACAACAAGGAUCUGAAUACAGUAAGAUCGAGACUCUCGAAAUUCGUCAGAGGAAGUGAUAAGAAAGCGACGAAAGCAGAGGAUAAUGCCGAUUGGAUUGUUCCAUUCCAUUAA
Molecule: messenger RNA, 561 nt
Organism: Caenorhabditis briggsae
Lineage: Eukaryota; Metazoa; Nematoda; Chromadorea; Rhabditida; Rhabditidae
Exons: 3
Coding region: 1-561 (186 amino acids)
Source: RefSeq, a predicted model, not a curated record